Serendipita indica DSM 11827 is the source of this 7719-nucleotide messenger RNA. Lineage: Eukaryota; Fungi; Basidiomycota; Agaricomycetes; Sebacinales; Serendipitaceae. The record is from the annotation of a GenBank genome assembly.
AUGGAUGCUAAGUUUGCCUUUAUCUUUGGCGAGCUCAAGAGCCGUGUCCCAGAAGUCAGGGAGAACGGUGUAAAGGAGCUAUAUACCUUCGUCCAAUCAUGGCUCGCUGCACAUCCACCAGAAGCUGCUCCCCAGUUCUGGAAUGAGGUCAACCAGAGGAUCAUCUUUCCAUUAACGACGCAGUCUAGCAACACCUUUGAACGGCUCGGAGGGAUUGCCGCGAUCGACAAGCUACUGGACUUGGAGUCCGAGGGGACCUUGGAGACAAAUCGUAACCUCUAUCGAUUCCUCAGAUAUCUCAAGAAUGUUCUGCCGACCAUUGAAAUCCCAGUGAUGACGGCGGCUGCUUCAACGUUUGGAAAGAUUCUCCAAGUUGGCGGGCCAUCCUUUGUCACCGGAAGUCUCAUCGAUGGAGAAGUACAGAGGGCCGUUAGUCUCAUGGUUGAAGAUAAAACCGAACACGGCCGCUUUGCAGGAGUCGCAAUCUUGACAGAGAUAGCAACACACGCUAGCCAACAGUUCUACCGACACGUGAGCACCGUCUUGAAAGAGAUAAUUGUUCCUUUGCGUGAUUCAAGGGAGAGCAUCCGAAAAAGCGCUUCAACACUCCUAUCAAAAUGCCUGACCCUCGUCGCAAAUCAGGACCGAGCUUCGAGGACGCAGAUUCUCACCAACAUAUUGAUGGAGGCUCAAAAAGGAGUGUCGAAUCCCUCCUCCGAUGUUGUUCAAGGCUCGUUACACAUGUAUAGGGAACUGUUGAUGUCGACCAACGACUUUAUGGAAGAGCAUUUCGUCGACACCUGCGAAAAAAUCUUGGGCUUGCGAAUGCACAAGGAUCUUGCAGUAAGAAAGGCAGUUACGGGGCUCCUUCCCGUCUGCGCACGCUACAACUCUAUGAUUUUCAACGAGCAUUUCCUGUACAAAACCAUGGCUUGGCUACUAUCUCAACUCUCGAAGCCAUCGGAGAAGCAAUAUGUUCUCGAAGCAAUUGGUCCGAUCGCUCUGUCCGUUACGAGUGAGAUGAAGCAGUUUAUGCCAGAUAUCAUGGUUCAAAUCAAAGAGUCGCUCGAACAACGAGGCAAGAAAGGUUCAGUCUCUGACAAAGCAAUUUUCGAAUGCAUCCGUAUGUUAGCCGCGGCAGUUGGCCCCAACUUGACCAAACUACUACACGAUCAACUCGACCUCAUCUUCGAACACGAAUUCAACGAGAAUGUUCGGCACUCGCUUGCCGCUUGUGUGGUGUCAAUACCGCCCCUAUUAAGCUCGAUACAAGAUCGACUACUGGACAAGAUUUCGGUCAUCCUUACUGGGCAAAGUUAUAAACCAUUGGGAGCACCUCUGCCAACUCUCAGACCGCAAAUGUCCUUGAGUCAGAUUACCUCCUCUACCAUUCAAAUAUCCGCCAGGAACCCAGAAAGCAUACACCUGGCUCUGGAUACCCUUGCAACGUUCGAUUUUAGUGGUCACCAGUUGAAUGACUUCGUGCGCAUCUGUGCUCUACCCUAUUUGGAGGACGACAUUCCGGAGAUACGGCUCAAGGCCGCUAUUGCCUGUUGUCAACUGUUCAUGAGAGAACCCAGCAUGGGCCAAAGGAGCGCCUGUCCCCUCGAAGUAAUCAAUGAAGUGUUAGAGAAGUUGCUCAUGGUAUCGAUCGCGGAUGCUGACUCGGGUAUCAGAGGCACAGUCUUAUCAAAUCUCGACACACGUUUUGACAAGUAUUUGUCGCAGCCCGAGCAUAUCCGCCUCUUGUUUAUGGCUAUGAACGACGAAGCGUAUGAGGUGCGCUUCAAGGCAGUCGCGAUAGUAGGGCGUCUUGGAUCCUUCAACCCGGCGCACGUAAUGCCUUCUCUGAGAAAAUCACUCAUACAAUUGCUCACCGAGCUUGAGUAUACCACUGCGCCCGCGGCACGCAAUACGACGGCAGAGUUCCUUACCGUUCUCAUAAAAGCUACAGAGCGUCUCAUAAAACCAUACGGACUCUCACUCCUCAGGGUAAUUCUCCCAAAAGCAAAUGAUCCAUCGCCCAUAUUCUCUCGGUAUAUGAUCGAGUGCACCGGUACAUUAGCCGUUAUAUGCGGAGAUGAAAUAUCGCCACACAUUCAAGAGAUCAUGGAAAUUAUUCUUCGAGUCUUACAGGACCCCCAAGCGCCCUCUCAGAAGAAGGAUUCCGCUCUCGUUACCUUGGGGCAAGUCUGCGCCAAUACAGCCUAUGUGAUAGAGCCAAUUGUAGAGCAUCCAGAACUCUUCGCCAUCUUCGCGCGCCUCCUCAAAACAGACACAACUGCAGAGACCAGACGGGAGGUGCUCAGGGUUCUCGGCAUUCUCGGUGCCAUCGACCCAUACGCUCGUAGGAAGCGUUUGUCCCAAGACGACGGCUCGAAGGACACCUCAAGUCAGAGAACCGCAACCACGAUCAGAAUGAGUGGUAUGCCCCAGGACGAGUACUUCCAGACUGUCGUCAUGUCUGCACUUCUCAAUAUUCUGAAUGACGGCGCUCUAUCAACGCAAUACCUGGGGGUCGUUGAGGUGAUCAUGAGCAUCUUCAAGGGUCAGGGCCUCAAAUGCGUUUCGUUCCUCCCAAAGAUUAUCCCAGCCUUCCUCACCGUGACGAAGCUUGCCAAUUCGCGGCAUCAGGAUUACUACCUUCAGCAACUGGCACUACUCGUUGAAAUUGUGAAGAAUCAAAUUCAGGGGUUCGUGAAAGAGAUUCUCGACAUGUGCAAGGAUCUAUGGCCGAAUCAAUUUCUUCACCUUUCCAUCGUCGCUGUUAUCGAAACGCUAUGCAAAGUACUCGAUGCCGGGUUCAAACCUCACAUCCCUGCGGUGCUUCCACUUAUGCUUUCAGUCGCGCCAGGGGCCUCACCGGACAAGCGGCAACUUGCCGAAAUCAAGAUUUUCAACACGUUUCUAACAUUCGGAAGUAACGUGGAAGAAUAUAUGCAUCUCCUCCUUCCCGUACUUUUAGAAGCUGUGGAGAGGGCAGAUGGAACGCCGAUUCUGAAGAAGGCCGCUUUGACUACGAUUGCCGGUCUAGCGCGACGUGUCAAUCUGUCUGACUAUGCAUCCCGGAUCAUUCAUCCACUGAUACGUGUCCUGCCGUCGGCACCGAACGAUGUUCGCGAGGCUAUCAGAGAUACCAUGUGUACGCUCGUGUUCCAGCUCGGUGCUGAUUUCGCCGUAUUUGUACCCAUGGUAAAGAAGUGCCUACUGAGCAAUCGAAUUCAAUGGCCCAAAUAUGAGUCGCUCAUUGCCAGGCUUCUCAACGGGGAGCGGCUUCCAAUUGACCAAGGUUACCUUGAGGCCUGGGAUCAUGCAACGCAGGACCCUCCCGCUACGGCGGAUGCAAACAAGCUCACAGUCAACCAGCAGCACCUCAAGCAGGCCUGGGAUGUCAGUCGAGUGGUUACUCGUGAGGAUUGGCAAGAAUGGUUUAAGAAGUUUUCAACGGAACUUCUUCGCGAAUCACCCUCUCAUGCUCUUAGAGCUUGUGUGCAGCUAGUGGAGGCCCAUCCACCCCUAGGACUCGAUCUUUUCAAUGCUGCAUUCAUAUCUUGUUGGACGACCUUGUAUGAUCAGUACCAGCUCGACUUGGUUCAAUCAAUUAUCCGAGCUCUCACCGCCAGCAAGCAUAUGGAUCUUACCCUGAAUUUGCUAAAUCUCAUCGAAUUCAUGGAGCACGAGGGAUACAUGAUGCCAAUCGAUAUUGGUACUCUUGGUCGUGUGGCAGAGCAAUCCAAUGCCUUUGCGAAGGCAAUGCAUUACAAGGAGCUGGAAUACUUUGAGGGCGUGUCUCCCGAACUCGUCGAAAGUCUCGUCAGCAUCAGCACUCGCCUCAAUCUACACGACGUUGCUUGGGCAAUCCUGAAGACAAACACAGUGGCAGAAGAGCUGAAACUAGACCGCUGGUUCGAGAGAUUGGGCAGAUGGCAAGAGGCGCUUGAAUCCUACGAUGAGAAGCUCGAGGACGACCCUCUGUCCCAGGAGACGCAGCUAGGGAGAAUGCGAUGUUUAUAUGCAUUGGGAGACUGGGAAUCUCUCAACAUGACCGUCGAAGACAAUUGGCCCAACUACUCAUUGGAUACCCGGAGGGAAAUCGCACCUUUGGCCGCUGCUGCCUGCUUCAAUCUAUAUCAAUGGGACAUGAUGGAAGAACAAGUCAGUCUAAUGCCAUCAGAUGGUCCAGAUCGGUUCUUUUACAGAGCAGUCCUUGCGGUACACCGGAACCAGUUCCAGAAGGCGCACUCCGCUAUUGCCAAAGCAAGGGAUAUUCUGCAAAGUGACCUUGCAGGCCUUGAAGACUAUACCCGUAUUUACAAUUCUAUGAUUCGGGUCCAGUUGCUAUCGGAGCUCGAGGAGAUCAUCCACUACAAGGUAAACGGAGACCAACCCGAGCGUUUGAGCAUACUACGCAAGACAUGGAGCAAACGACUUCAAGGAUGUCAACGCGACAUUGAUGUGUGGCAACGGAUUCUGCAACUAAGAGGAUUAGUUCUCGAUCCUGAAGACGACGUAGAAUCCUGGAUCCGGCUGGCAAAUCUCUGCCGUAAAUCUGGGCGGAUGGAAUUGGCCAACAAAGCGCUUCGCUCAUUGAUGGAGGGACUUCCGAUGGCCUCCGACAAGGCGCCGCCUGCAGUGGUUUACUCGACACUCAAGGUGAACUGGGCGAAGGGACUGAAGCAAGACUCUUUGGACUUCCUCAAGAGAUUUUGCUCGUCACUGGCCAGUGAUAUCAGCAGUAACGAAAGCGUGAAGCCUCCUGAUCUGGAGAAAAGUCGGAGGUUGGUCGCAAGAAGCUAUCUCAAGCAAGGGGAAUGGCAAUCUGAACUUACUUCGUCAUGGACGCCAGAGGUCAUCAAAGAAAUCAUUGACUCGUACCAAAUGGCUACAGAAUUUGCUCCCAACUGGUCAAAGGCAUGGCAUUCGUGGGCUUUAUGCAACUUUGAGGCGAUCAACCACCUCGAGGAGCGAGAUGACGCUUUCACGGAGCAUCGGGACCAACUUCUUCUCCAGUACAUUCUAGCGGCUAUCAAAGGCUUCUUCCGUUCGGUAGCUCUGCGGAGUGAUAACCCCUUACAGGAUUCGCUUCGAAUUCUUACGCUUUGGUUUAAAUUUGCGGCUGAAGAGCGUGUGACACUCGCCGUCAGCGAAGGUGCCUCAAUGGUUUCCGUUGAUACAUGGCUAGAGGUGGUGCCGCAGUUAAUAGCGCGCAUUCAAACACCAGUUGCGGGCGUCAGAGUCAUGGUCAAUACCCUCCUGACUGAUGUUGGGCGGGCUCACCCACAAGCUCUGAUCUAUCCCUUGACCGUUGCUUCGAAAUCCGCUAGUCAUAUACGGAAGGAUGCUGCAGUUUUGGUCAUGAACCGUCUUCGAGACCAUAGUCCCAAACUCGUUGAACAGUCGCUUACCGUUAGUCACGAGCUCAUUCGGGUAGCCAUGCUGUGGCAUGAACUUUGGCACGAAUAUUUGGAGGAAGCCUCUCGCCUCUACUUUACAGAGAAGAAUGCAGACGCCAUGAUAGACCAUCUCGAGAUUUUGUACAAAUUGAUGGAUCAAGGUCCACAAACAAGUCGAGAGACCGCUUUCCUUCAGGUUUAUGGCCGUGAUCUUCGAGAAGCGCGAGAUUUCUGCAUGCGAUAUCGUCGUUAUCGAGAUAAUGGCGAAAUGGACAAAGCCUGGGAGGUCUACUAUGGAGUGUUCAGGAAAAUUGAGCGACAACUACCUCAGCUCACAACGCUGGAGCUCCAAUACGUUUCGCCCGGUCUGUUGAGUGCUCAUGAUCUCGAGUUGGCCGUUCCUGGUACAUACCGAGCUGGAAGACCGACGAUCCGUAUCUCGAAAUUUUCGAGCACACUCGCGGUUAUUUCGUCGAAGCAGCGCCCACGUAGGUUGUCGAUUAUCGGUAGUGACGGCAUCGAGUACCAGUUUCUUCUCAAAGGGCACGAAGACCUCCGACAGGACGAGAGGGUGAUGCAACUCUUUGGCCUUGUCAAUACACUUCUUGCUGUCGACAGUGACAGCUUUAUGCGCAACCUUCAUAUCCAGCGAUACGCCGUCAUCCCCCUCGCCGCAAAUGUCGGGCUCAUCCAAUGGGUAGUUCAAAGCGAUACACUACAUAUUCUCAUCAAGGACUAUCGAGACACUCAGAAGGUCUUGCUCAACUAUGAAUACCGGCUGAUGCUCCAGAUGGCACCAGACUACCCCAGCUUGACUGUGCUCCAAAAGGUCGAAGUAUUCCGCUAUGCUCUGGAUAAUACCACGGGUCUGGACCUUUACAAAGUUCUAUGGCUGAAGAGUGCAAACUCUGCGGCUUGGCUGGAGCGUCGAUCCACAUUCACAAGAUCCCUUGCGGUCAACAGCAUGGUUGGGCAUAUCUUGGGUCUAGGAGACCGGCAUCCUUCCAACAUUAUGAUCGAACGGAACAGCGGACAAGUUAUUCAUAUCGACUUCGGUGAUUGUUUCGAGGUUGCGAUGCACAGAGACAAGUUCCCAGAAAGAAUUCCGUUCCGUUUGACCAGAAUGUUAACAAAUGCGAUGGAGGUGAGCGGGAUCGAAGGCAACUUUAGGACUACGGCACAGAUCACUAUGCGGGUUUUGCGAGAUAACAAAGACUCGCUGAUGGCAGUCUUGGAAGCAUUUGUAUAUGAUCCGUUGAUAAGCUGGCGAUUGACUGCUGGGCAAGACGGUCACGGCGAGCAAGAUGUCAAGGUCGACCAGAGCAAACUCGCGCAGUUUGCAGGUGGUCCUCACCGGAAGCUCAAGGCGGAUGAGAAUGACAUCUUUGAAGCUGAUGGUGAGCUCAAGAUGGAAGGUCGCAAUGACCGUGCUUUGGCAGUGUACAGUCGAGUUCAAAAGAAGCUGACCGGUCGCGACUUUGAUCCCGAUGUCGAACUGAGCGUCGAAACCCAAGUCGAAAAGUUAAUUCAGCAAGCGACAGCCGUUGAGAAUCUAUGUCAAUGUUUCUUGGUACUGGAGGGUGUCAUCAUCAACCCAACGGCGAGUGACUGCCUCAACCUCCCAACGCUCGUAGCCGGACUGGCGGAAACCUCAGCCAACCAAUCUUGGAUUCCGACAAUCAACACUUGGCUCACGGGACUCUGUGGGCGGCCAGCAUGCAGCAAAGAAACGACUCAGCAGAUUGUCUCAAACCUAACUUCUGGCUGCCAACAAGAGAUGCAAAUGUUCAAUAUGACUGAACUUGAUAUUGCCAGUGUAACGACCGAUAUGACCACUUCGUCGGGCCUGGAGCGUGGAUUCAUUUGCUUGGCAGAUAAUGCUCAGAACGCGACUUGGUGUCUGACAGACACACUGAGGAGGCUUGAGCGCUCCAUGGGCUCUCCAUUGAACCCACAAUCUCUACUUUCGGUGAUUCCACUUCUUGCUACCGGUGGUUUGGGUGGCGUGGCCUCCAAUGUGACAUGCACCGACUGCAACCGUGCGACAUACGCACUCGCAAGGGCGUAUUCGCCCUCAGUUGCCAAUAAUACAGAGCUAUACGAUGAUCUCGUUCAUCAAUGUGGAGAGGCCUUCAUGGAUAAGCCAUACCCGUAUAAUAUUGUGGACAACUCGUUUGAGGCUACUGCAUCUUUUACUGUUGGCACUGCGACAGCGACUGUGACUGCGGCGAAUGGUGCCUCUGUGCCAAACGGAGCGAGCUCUGACAGAAUCGUGAACAAGCAUUAUAUAAUUGCUCUCGGAAUAAUGUUUUUGUAUUUCUUGUAA